Cyphellophora attinorum is the source of this 780-nucleotide messenger RNA. RefSeq lists its product as uncharacterized. The record is from RefSeq and is a predicted model, not a curated record. NCBI's taxonomy places the organism in Eukaryota, Fungi, Ascomycota, Eurotiomycetes, Chaetothyriales, Cyphellophoraceae. The coding region runs from base 1 to 780 and encodes 259 amino acids. Gene Ontology annotation, cellular component: mitochondrion. The transcript is spliced from 2 exons.
AUGCAGCGGAGAGCCCUCCAACAGCUUUUCCGCAGCCGACCACACCUGCAACAGAGCUUCCGUCAGCUUCACCAGACCUCGAGACAGCAGUUCCGCACGAGACCGGUACAGACACAGCCAUUGAACCAAUCAAUUCCCUGGCGCCAACAGAAACGCAACUUCACAUUCCGCCGCUUCGCCUCGACCUCGACAGAAACCGAAAACUUGUCACUCGGGCAGCGCAUGAAGAAGCUGUCGCGAGAGUAUGGCUGGUCAGCGGUCGGCGUGUACUUUGCGCUCAGCGCGGCGGACUUCCCAUUCUGCUACCUGUUGGUCAGAUGGGUAGGGGUAGAAACUAUUGGGCACUGGGAGCAUGAGAUCGUGACGUGGUUCAAGAAUCUGGUGUCGUGGCCAGUGUCAGAGACUGCUGGGGAUGAGGUGAAGGCGGGCGCGGAGCAUGCGGUUGAGAAGGUUGAGGUGGCCGUUGAAGAUGCUACUGGAGAGGAAAAGAGGGUGUUGGAGGAGGAUAGUACGUUUGUGGACCAUGGGUAUCGGGAGGCGGAGAAGGCGAAUAUGGGCGCCAAUGCUAGCAUUUGGACACAGCUGGCGUUGGCAUAUGCGAUCCACAAGUCGUUCAUCUUUGUGCGGGUGCCGCUCACGGCUGCGGUUACACCUAAAAUUGUAAAAACACUUCGCUCUUGGGGCUGGAAUAUCGGGAAGCUGCCGAAGAAAGGCGCCAGCGCGUCGUCUUCGAAGACGGGUGUAAACACGAAAGGCUCGAAGGUCAAGAGCGACGAUUAG